CAUGGGAGUCCUAGGACCAAAGAUGGCGUUUAGAGUUCUUGUUGGUUGUAAGAGAGUAAUUGAUUACGCUGUUAAAGUCAGAGUGAAGCCUGACAAAACAGGUGUGGUCACUGACGGAGUGAAGCACAGUCUAAAUCCAUUUGAUGAGAUAGCAAUUGAAGAAGCAGUUAGAUUGAAGGAGAAGAAAAUUGCUACAGAAAUCGUAGCUGUAUCAUGUGGACCACCAAAGUGUCAGGAGGUUCUACGCACAGCUCUCGCUAUGGGAGCUGACAGAGGAAUUCAUAUUGAAGUUCCUGAUGAAGAAUAUGCCUCACUACAGCCAAUACAUGUUUCCAAGAUAUUAGCAAAACUUGCAGCGCAAGAAGAGGCUAGCAUGAUCAUUGUUGGGAAGCAGGCUAUUGAUGAUGACUGCAAUCAAACUGCUCAAAUGACAGCUGCUUUUCUGGAUUGGCCACAGGCGACUUUUGCCUCCAAGAUUGAGAAGACAAACGGUGAUUUGCUGGUGACUAGAGAGGUGGAUGGAGGCCUGGAGACAAUAAAGGUCAAGUUGCCAGCAGUGCUAUCAACUGAUCUGCGUUUGAACGAACCAAGAUAUGCUACAUUGCCGAACAUCAUGAAAGCAAAAAAGAAGAAGAUAGACAAAAAGAAACCAGCUGACCUUGGCGUGGAUAUCACGCAGCAUGUGGAGGUUUUGAAAGUGGAGGAGCCCCCAGUGCGACAAGCUGGAGUGAUCAUUGAAAACGCCGAGCAGUUGGUAAGCAAACUGAGAGAGGCUGGCCACAUACAAUGAGGUGAUUGACACCUAGGAAUCUAUGUUUUAGUGCCAUAAUGAAGGAAGUUGGCAGCAUGUUUUGGUGACAUAUCUGAGAUUUCGAACAAUAGUAUUUUUGGUUCCAUUGGUUUUUAAUACGUCUACAAAUAUAGUCCAAAUUACUGCUAAUUUUGCUUCAAAACAUUCUGUGUUAAGUGAUGGAACCUUUUAGAUUUAAAAUAUUAUUUGUUAUGCAGCGGUAUCUGCUCUAGCAGUUGGUCAGACUAGUUGCAUAUAUACAUGUGCUAAUGUUUGAUUAUUAAGGCUGCGUAAUUGAACGAGAUCAUAAUAGUUAACGUUAUAUAUUAAUGUAAUUAAUGUGUUAUGAUAUUAGUAGUAACACAUUGUGAUCACCAUUCCUCUUGAUACAUACAAGAGAAGCUUGUUGAAUUGUAUAAUUGUUUAAUAAUAAAGCAUAUAAUAAACCACAGUCAGAAAGUAUCUUUGCCUAAUA
Molecule: messenger RNA, 1265 nt
Organism: Priapulus caudatus
Lineage: Eukaryota; Metazoa; Priapulida; Priapulimorpha; Priapulimorphida; Priapulidae
Product: electron transfer flavoprotein subunit beta-like
Exons: 7
Coding region: 2-790 (262 amino acids)
Cellular component (GO): cytosol
Molecular function (GO): electron transfer activity
Source: RefSeq, a predicted model, not a curated record